AAAUGUACACACGCACGCAUGUUUGAGUUAAGAGUUUGAAUUAUAAUAAAUCAUAAUAAUUUAAUCAAUUCAAAUCGCAACGGCCAAUUUGCAUUGACUGUCGUACUGAAGGCAUUCGUAAGAUGACUUUCACGCGAAUAAAAACUCUAACAUUGCUCGUGUGUACGCUACUGGCACUGACUUUUCCCGGAUAUGUGAAUUGCGCUAAUAAGAAAGGAUCACAGCCAGCGGCAGCUGCGGCGGCGGCGGCGGCGCCACCCCUCGAGCCCGAAGCCGUUAUUGAGGAGGUCAAUGCCAAGCAGUUGGAAAAGCUAUUGGCUGACAAGGAUUAUGUUGCCGUCUUCUGGUAUGCGCGUAGCUGUGUUACCUGUGAUAAGGUUUUAGCGGAGCUCGAAAAAAUUGACGAUGACACCGACUCGUUCGGUGUGGACUUUGUGAAAAUUAACGACAAACGACUAGCCAAACAAUAUGGCAUCAAAACCUUCCCAGCGCUCACCUACUUCAGAGAGAAGGAGCCCAUCAUCUACGAUGGCGACCUGAUGGAUGAGGAGGGCGUGCUCGAUUUUCUAACAUCACUCGAGGCCAUGGAUCUGCCCGAUCGCAUCGAGGAGGUCAAUGCCAAGAUAUUGCAAAAGAUUAUCGAGGAUACAGAUUUUGUUGCCGUUCUCUUCUGUCCCGAUCAUGAAACAUGCCCACCCCGGGUAAUGGAUAAACAGCAGUGCCGCAAGUGCGCCAAGGCCUUGCAAGAAUUGGAGAAUAUCGACGACGAGGCCGAUCAGCUGGGCAUCGGCUUUGUCAAGAUCCACGACGAGGCAUUGGCCGAUGAAUACAAUUUGGGCAAUCUGCCGGUAUUGGUCUACUAUCGCCAUCAGACACCAAUUAUUUAUGAAGGUGAACUGCAGCGCGAGGAGGACGUCUUGGAGUGGUUGGUGCAAAAUAAAUCGACCGGCGAUGAGGAUGAUGUGAUCGAGGAUGUUACAUCCAAGACCUUGUCGACGCUCAUUAACAAUAUCGAUAAUUUGGUUGUACUAUUCUAUGAUCACGGCAAUGAUGAUUCGAUGACCGUAUUGGAAGAGCUAGAACAAAUCGACGAUGACUGCGACAAGCAUGGCAUACAAUUCGUGAAAAUCGAUGAUGCCAAGGCCGCAGCCGAUUACGGAAUCGAUUCGAUUCCGGCAAUUGUAUACUUUGAAAAAGAAAUUCCAAACGUUUACGAUGGCGAUCUCAUGGAUGAGGAACAGAUACUUAAAUGGUUGUUGGGUCAGUUGGAACAUGAUGAGAUCGAGGAUGUCACCGAUGAAAUGCUCGAUACAAUGAUUAAGGAAGGACGCGUCAUUGCAGUGCUGUUCUACGACAACAACGACAAGAAAUCCCAAAAGGUGCUUGAAGAGCUCGAGAACAUUGACGACGAAUGCGACGCACUGGGCAUUACUUUCGUGAAAAUCGACAAUCCCGAGGAGGCCGUCGAAUAUGGCAUCAAUAAAGUUCCUAAACUGAUAUACUUUGAAAAAGGCAUUCCAACUAUAUACGAAGGCAAUCUGGAGGACGAGGAGAAACUAUUGAAAUGGCUAGAAGAACAAACUAGUUCCGAUCAAAUCGAAGACAUUACAGAUGAAAUGUUGGAUUUGAUCAUUGAGAAAAUGCCACACGUAGCCGUGCUCUUCUAUGACAAAGAUCAAAAGAAAUCACAGAAAAUCCUUGCCGAAUUGGAAAACAUUGAUGAUGAAUGCGAUCAAAACGAUAUCGCGUUCGUUAAGAUCGAUGACGACAAGGAGGCCAAGGAAUGGGGCAUCGAUGAAAUACCAUCGAUAGUGCUGUUUGAGCGCGGCAUUCCCCACAUCUAUGAGGGUGAUCUGAUGAAGGAGGAUGAACUGCUUGGCUGGCUGGUGCAUCAGAAGCGUUAUUCUGAAAUUCCCGAGGUUACCGAUGAGAUGAAGGACAAACUGGUCGAGAACACCGAACAUCUGGCGGUCAUUUUCUACGAUAAGGAUGACAAACAGGAUAUGCGCAUUCUGAACGAAUUGGAGAAUAUUGACGAUGAGCUCGAAAAGGAGGGCAUUGUCAUUGUGCGCAUCGAUAAUGCCGCCGAGGCCAAGGAAUAUGGUCUGGAUCAUUUGCCAGCAUUGAUUUACUUUGAGAACAAGAUACCGGCUCUUUACGAAGGUGAUCUGAUGAACGAGGACGAGGUCCUCGAAUGGCUGUUGGUGCAGAAGAAAACAGCUACCAUCGAGGAGGUCACCGACGAGAUUCUUGUCAACUUGAUCAAUGAGCAUGAAUAUGUUGUCGUAUUCUUUACGGGUCCCUGCGAACCGGGCGAGACCUGCGAUCACACACUGAACGCAUUGGAGAGCAUCGACGAUGAACUCGAUGAGGCUGGCAUCAUAUUUGUUACCACUGAGGAUACCGGCAUCGCUAAGAAAUAUAAUGUCAAAUCCUAUCCACGAUUGGUGUUCUUCAGAAAUCGUGAUCCAUUGCACUUCACUGGCGAUUUGGAUGACGAGGACGAGGUUCUGGCCUGGAUCACCGAUGACGAAACCCUCGAAAUUCCCGGCAAAAUCGAGGAGGUCAAUGUAAAAAUGUUGGAUAAGAUAUUGGCUGAAAACGAUCAUGUCGUUGUGUUCUUCUACGCUGAGGGCGAUAAGAAGGCGCAAAAGAUUCUCAACGAACUGGAGAACAUCGAUGACGAAUGCGAGGAAAAAGACAUCGACUUUGUAAAGACAUCCGAUGACGAUAUCGAUAAGGAAUACGAUCUGCCCGGUUUGCCGGCGCUUGCAUUUUAUAGACAUAAGUUUAGAACAAUUUACACCGGUGAUCUGAUGAAGGAGGAGGAAAUUCUGGAAUGGGUUAUCGAUUUGCAUGAAUCGACUGCUGAUGUUAUUGAAUCGGUUGAUCGCAAAACGCUGCAAGUUUUGAUCAACGACGUUGAACAUCUAGCCGUUUUCUUCUACGAUGAUGAGUGUGAGACGUGCCCUGGCAUUUUGGAAGAAUUGGAGAAUAUCGAUGACGAUACCGAUAAACAUGGCAUUCAGUUUGUCAAAUCGAAUGACGUGAAGCUGGCCCAUGAAAUUGGCAUUUUCGCAUUCCCAGCCCUAGUCUACUACGAGACGGGCGUUCCGAUCAUGUAUGAUGGUAAUUUGGAGAGUAACGAAGAGGUAUUCAAUUGGAUAUUGGAACAGAAGGCCGAUCAAAGCAUUGAGCUUAUAAACCGCGAUCAACUAAUUGAAUAUAUAGCCACCAAAGACUUUUUAGCGGUUGUCUUCUAUAAAGAGGAUGAUCCGGACUCGCCGCGCGUGCUGCGCCACAUUGAACUGAUCGACGAUGAGGCUGCCGAAUAUGGCAUUUAUAUAGUCAAAAUGCACGACAAGCUGAUGGCCAAGAAAUAUGGCUAUAGAAAUCCGCCCGGCUUGACCUAUUUCCGCAAGGGCAAAUAUAUCAACUACGAUGGCGACAUCGAUGACGAAGAGGAGAUCCUCGAUUGGCUGACAAGUCCUGCGAACAUGGAAAUGACCGAUCACAUCGAGCAGGUCAAUCGGAAAAUGUUUGAGAAAAUACGCAAAAAUUCCGAUUAUGUUGCCGUCAUAUUCUACAGCGACGAGUGCAAGCAGUGUCCACGCGUCCUGGCCGAGGUGGAGCACAUCGAUGAUGAUGCCGACAAGGCUGGCAUUGACUUUGUCAAAAUCGACGACAAGCAAAUGGCCAAGGAAUAUGGAGUCUUCGCACUGCCCGCCAUUGUGUUCUUUAAGCCCACCUCCAAGGAGCCAGUUAUAUACGCCGGUGAUCUUUAUGAAGAAGAACAGAUCCUAUCUUGGUUACUUACGCAAAAGGAUCCAAGUGGAGAUGUUAUUGAAGAUCUCGAAGGCGAAAGACUUGUUCAAUUAAUCGAAGAGUCUGGCUCCAUUGCCGUCUAUUUCUGGAAUAAGACCAAAUGCGAUAUUUGCAAUUCGAAAGCAGCGCGCAAGGCGCGUCUGAAAAAGGAGCGCGAACAGCAUCAACAGGAUGGCGGGUCAGCUAGUGCGGCCGCCGCCUUUGGCAGCGAUCCAGAGGCAACUGCUGCGGCUGCCGAGGCAGGUGCUGCUGCUGCUGGUGGUGCUGGUGGUGAGGGUGGAGCAACGGAUGCUGCCGCUGCAGCGGGCAAACAUGAAGAUGAUGCCGAUGGCUGUGAGCAGUGCACCAAAGUCUUGGAGGAGCUGGAGAAUAUAGACGAUGAUUGCGAUAAGCAUGGCAUCACAUUUGUGAAAACUCGCGAUUUCUCUGUGGCGGACGGCUAUGGAGUGCACGAGUAUCCGGCGCUAGUUUACUUCGAAGGCGGCAUACCCAAUGUAUUUGAAGGUGAGCUCAGCGAGGAGGAGGAAGUUCUACAGUGGCUUAUAACACAGAAAACCGAGGAUCGCAUUGAGCUGAUAACACGUCAAAUGCUCGAGACUAUGGUCGAAGAGACGCAAUAUUUAGCUGUUUAUUUCUACAAAAUCAAUUGUAAUAUCUGUGAUCAGAUAUUGGAGGGUCUCGAGCUGAUUGAUGAUGAAUGCGAUGUUUUUGGCAUACACAUGGUUAAGAUACAGGAUCCACAGUUGGCCAAGAGAUAUUCCAUUAAGACGUUCCCCGCUUUAGUUUACUUCCGCAAUGGCAAUCCUUUGCUCUUUGAGGGCGAUCUGCAGAAUGAACAAUCUGUCCUAGAGUGGCUGAUAGACGAUGAUAAUCGCGAAUUGGCCGAUGAAAUUGAAGAGGUUAAUGAACGCAUGUUGGAUCGUCUGAUGGCUGAAUCCACUUUACUAGUUGUGUUCUUUUAUGAUGAUGAUUGUGCUGAGUGUGAGGAAAUUCUGGAGGAGCUGGAAGAAAUUGAUGGCGAGGCAGAUAUGUUUGGCAUUGACUUUGUUAAGAUUGCAAGCGUUGAAGCGGCCAAGAAAUACGAAAUUGUCAAUAUACCCUCGUUGGUAUAUUUCCGCAAACAAGUGCCCGUUCUCUAUGAUGGUGAUUUACAUCAGCAUGAUAAGGUUAUCACUUGGCUAACAUCUCAGGAUGUAUUCGAAAUUAAAAACGAAAUUGAAGAGGUUAAUCGCAAAAUGCUUGAUAAGCUGCUUGAGGAAAACGAAUUUCUAUCCGUGUUCUUUUAUGAGCACAAUCAGCCGGAUAGCGUGGCCGCGUUGGAGAAACUGGAGAAUAUUGAUAGCGAAACGGAUAAUCUGGAUAUAACCUUUGUCAAAAUGGCCGAUUCGCGCUAUGCCAAAAAGUGGGGCGUUACCAAACUGCCAGCCAUGGUCUAUUUCCGGCGUCGUUUUCCCAGCAUAUAUAGAGGCGAUUUGCUCUCGGAGGAUGAGGUGCUCGAAUGGCUGCGCAAGAAUCGCUUCCGUCAGCCAGAGCUGAACAUAUUCAUGUACGCUCUGAUAGCCCUGGCGCUGGCAUUCGUUGUCUAUACCGCGUUUCUGCUGCAGUGCUUCAAGCCGGCACCGCCUCCGCCCGUGCAGCAUCCGAAGCAGUCGUGAUGAGAUUUUACUUAGUGAAUUUCAACUGUAGCUCAACUGCAACUAGAGAAUUGUUGAAGGGAUUGGCAGCUACGAGAAGGGCGUGCCAGAGAUGCGUAGAAGAGCGAGAGUACGAGAGCAAAUGAAAAAACCUAAAUAAACGAAACGAACACACACGAACAUACACACACACACACACUCACACAUACGCAGACAACUAAACAUCAUCAUUGCAUUACAUUAAACUAAACGAACUAUCAUCAAGGAAUCGUCUAAAUUAGACGACUUUUAAGCAAAAUGACUUUAUAACGACAGAGCCGACUAUGCUGCCCCCAAGUAUUGCGCGAGAGAACCAAAGAGAGAAUGAGAGAGAGAGAAAAAGUCCCUGGUGACAGAACAUUGCAAAUAUAACGUACUAUAAUCAUUAUGAUAUUGAUGAUAAUAAUAAUGACAAUCCGUUGACUUUUACGCAGAUCUACGUAAACAUUUAUAUAAAUACCUUUUGAGACAAGUUUCUGGCUGCUUCCACAUUUGUGGAAUCUCACAUUUCACCACACAUAAAUAAUUAAAUCAACACUCAAGUCAUAGUAAUUACUAUUA
Messenger RNA from Drosophila arizonae, 6059 nucleotides. It is a transcript of the gene hlk, whose product is annotated as hulk. The record is from RefSeq and is a predicted model, not a curated record. NCBI's taxonomy places the organism in Eukaryota, Metazoa, Arthropoda, Insecta, Diptera, Drosophilidae.